Messenger RNA from Arachis duranensis, 564 nucleotides. RefSeq lists its product as uncharacterized. The transcript is spliced from 4 exons. NCBI's taxonomy places the organism in Eukaryota, Viridiplantae, Streptophyta, Magnoliopsida, Fabales, Fabaceae. The record is from RefSeq and is a predicted model, not a curated record. Bases 122 to 520 code for a protein of 132 amino acids.
UUGUGUUCUGGUGGCACUGUGUGAACCUAAUCCAACUAAAACCCUAAUUACUUUGCCAGUGAUAGAAGAUGGCCAAUUUCUUGGCUCAAUUGAGACCAUAAACGGUGAUAUUUUUGAUGUCAUGCAAAUAUUUGCCAUGCUUAAUAUAUCUUUUUCAGUGAUAACACCAACUGUGCAUCCAAUUUUCAGAGCCAUUUUUAAUAAGGCAAACAACGUUGAUGAGAGAGAGAUUUAUGUCUUGGGAGGCAGAAGUGGUGAGAUAAGUGUUUUAUUGUCCAGAAACUUCAUAGAGGCACACUCAAUUCUGCAGGGUUCAACAAGCAAAAACAUCACUAAUUUUAUUGUACAAGAACCAAUAACGGUAGCAGCAAUAACCCAUGUUACACCUGAUGCCAAUAGUGUUUCAACCACUGAUCUUCCAGUUUCUGAAUGGCAAAGUUCGAUUGCUAUUGCAACAAUGCUUACUGGAGAGCAAUCUUUGAACGCUGUUAGUGCGGUAAGACUAGUACAUAUUAUGUAACUAUUAUUAUUUUAUAUUUAAUACCUUGCUUUUUUUUAUUUGGC